GCGGGCAGGGUGGCCACCGGCAAUCCGGCAUGCAGGUGACAUUUGCGCGUCUUUAUGGAUGCGCGUUUAACCUUGUCCUCGUCUCCUGUUUGCGUAGAUGUGGUCCCGUUGCCGCCCGAGGUGAGCAGUUACCGGCGCGGACGCAAGAAGCGCGUGCCUUACACCAAGGUGCAGCUGAAGGAGUUGGAGAAGGAGUACGCGGCUAGCAAGUUCAUUACCAAAGACAAGAGGAGACGCAUCUCGGCCGCCACCAACCUUUCGGAACGCCAAGUCACCAUCUGGUUCCAGAACCGGCGGGUCAAGGAGAAGAAAUUCGUCAGCAAAUCCAAGAGCAAUCACCUGCACGCCACUUGACGAGCUCGCGGUUUCCUCGCCGGAAAGAAGGUCGAGAGCAACCAUCAUCUCGGCUGCUUUUAAUUGAACUUGCAUCUCCGUCAAAACAACGCCCGACCGAUUUCAUUUGAGAGCCGAGCAAGUCUCUCAAAACUGUGAAAAUGCGGAACACGGACUCCAUAUUUGUUUUAUAUGACUGUACAUAUAUAAAUAUAUAAUAUUUAAAACGAUAUCUAAAGUCAUGAUAUUGCGUGAUUCAUUUUAAUGAUGAUUAUUAUUAUUGUUAUUAUUAUUAUUAUUUUCUUGUUUCCUUUUCUCUCCAAACCAAAUCAGAAAAGGACCGCAAAAAACAUGACUGAUGGGUGGCUUACUUUGUUUUUUGUUCUUUUUGUUUUGGUGGUUGUUGUUUACUUUUUUUUAUUUUUUAUUUUUAUAUAUGUCGCCCCACAAACAGGAAUGUUUGUGACUGAAUGUCAGGUUUCACCCAAAAGACUCGACGACAUGAAAAAAAAGUUCAGAAAAGAAAAGCGGUGUACUUUGGGUGACACGCGUUCUUUUCUAAUUCCCGCUGAAUUGAAAAGCGAUGAUCCGCUGAAUUGAAAAGCGAUGAUCCUCUUCGUAUAUGUUCUUCUAAGCGAUGCGAUAUUAUUUCCCUGUGUAGUGCAAUGCCUUUUUAUUAUUUAAAUUCAUAUUAUGGCCCAUGUGUAAACUCGAGUAUACGUUGUGCCUGUAUGUUCUCCUCUUUUAUUUUUUGGGGGUUUAUUUUUAUUUUUGGUCCAAGGACAAUUGUGUCACGAAAUCUGCAAUGAUUGUAAAGCAUUAAAGUCAGUGAGUACUACA
Syngnathus typhle (broad-nosed pipefish) is the source of this 1173-nucleotide messenger RNA. Its product is annotated as homeobox protein Hox-C13a-like. Gene Ontology annotation, molecular function: RNA polymerase II cis-regulatory region sequence-specific DNA binding; DNA-binding transcription factor activity, RNA polymerase II-specific. Lineage: Eukaryota; Metazoa; Chordata; Actinopteri; Syngnathiformes; Syngnathidae. The transcript has a single exon. Bases 55 to 354 code for a protein of 99 amino acids. The record is from RefSeq and is a predicted model, not a curated record. Gene Ontology annotation, biological process: regulation of transcription by RNA polymerase II.